GUGAUUUGAAAAUAUGAUACCUCGCUGCACCCUAAAUCUUAAACUGAGAGGCCUUUUCUCCUUUUGUUGUAUAUUGCAAGUCUCCAUGUCAAGGGUCAUGCCACACAUACCUCCAGUGUUUCUGCUUCUCUUCCAAAUCCUAUAUGCCAGUCGAGGUCGUUUUGGUAUCACAUCUCAAAAAUGGGAGGUCAAAUUCACCCGUCGCCAUGUCUGUGCAGUGACUGGAUCAUCAGUGGUCAUGCCCUGCUCUUUCACCCAUCCUACUGGUCUCAUGGUCUCCAAGGUCUACUGGCGCUACCGACCUAACCAUAAUUCAAGAUUCACAAACAUAACGGAUGGGAAUCCUAAAUACAAAGGACGUAUGCAAUACUUUUGGAACAAGAACAAUCGCAAGAACAAGACAAACUGCACAUUCAAAUUGAGCAAGUUGAUGAUGUCAGACAAUGGAGAGUAUUUUACGAGGAUUGAAACAGAAGAUUCUAUAGAGAAGUGGAUGAGUGGAUCUAAGGUCACUUUGUCUGUGAAAGAGCUUUCUGUUGGGGUUCCUGACCCAGUGAUUGAGGGCAGCGUGGUAAAACUGAUUUGCAACAACAUAUGCUCAUCGAUUUACGAACCCACAGUGAUAUGGAGAAAGAAUGGACAAGAUUUACCUGUCAAACAAACAAACAACAAUGAACUCAUCCUACAGAGUGUCAGUACAGAGCAUGAGGGCAACUACUCUUGUGCACUGAAACAACAUGAAGACCAUCCAUCCAAACCAGUGGAGCUUAAUGUGAUGUUCCCUCCAAGGGUCCCGUCUGUCUCUGUCAGUCCUCAUAGUCAGACACUAGAGGGCGCUUCGGUGACUCUGACCUGCAACAGUGAUGCCAACCCACCAGUGGAGAACUACACCUGGUUUAACCGCAAUGGCUCAAUAGUUUCCAAGCUGGACACUGGAAAGUAUUACAACAUAGGGAAUGUCAGCUCUGAACACACUGGAGAUUACUACUGUGAGGCCAAGAACCUAUACGGGGCCUCCAAUUCUACUGAUUUAUACCUGGAUGUUCACUAUGCUCCCAGAAAACUGUCAGCGUCCCUCAAUCACUCUGGUAAAAUAGCAGAGGACAGUUCAGUGACUCUGACCUGCAGCAGUGAUGCCAACCCACCAGUGGAGAACUACACCUGGUACAGGAGGACUGCUGCUGAAACAGUGCGUGUGGGUACAGGAGAGAGAAUCAACUUCGAUCUGACCUCAGACAGGGCUGGACAGUACCACUGUGAGGCCCACAACAGUGCUGGAUCCCUGAAUUCUACUGGAGUUGAAGUUGUUUGGGCUGGGUUUGGCCAACAGAAUGCCCCUCUGUUGACAUUUGUAGGUUUCUUCACAACCCUUAUACUGCUGAUCAGCCUUGUGCUAUGGAGGAAGAGGGCAAAGCCAAGUAACAACUCCAGAAUCUCCGAUGUCAACACACAAGGUGGCCCCAGUAAUGUGUAUGACAACAGCACCAAUAUUCCUCUGACCUCUGACCCUGCCCAGAGAGUGGACGCAGGUGACCAGGAUGAUGUCCAGUACGCCAGCGUUCAGUUCAAGAGCUCCAGAGGUCAGCAGGUGCCCGUUUACUCCACUGUCCAGAAGUUCAAGCCCCACCCACAGCAGCAGGAGGAGGUGGAGUACGCAGCAGUCAACUUCUCUAGACCCACUGCUGCCACCCAACCUGAACAAGACCCUGUAAUCUACAGUACAAUCAACAAAUCCAAACCCACCGAGCACACAGCAUGUACCACAUCUCAUAAAUGGGAGGUCAAAUUCACCAGUCACCAUUUCUGUGCUGUGACCGGAUCAUCAGUGGUCAUGCCCUGCUCAUUCACCCAUCCUAAUGGUCUCAUGGUCACCAAGGUCUACUGGCGCUACCGACCUGACCAUAAUAAAAUAUUCACAGACAUAGUGAAUGAGAAUCCUAAAUACAAAGGACUGAUGGAGGACAACGACGUGACACUGAGUUGCAACAACAUAUGCUCUUCAAAAGACAUCCCCUCAGUAAUAUGGAAAAAGAACGGACAGGAUUUACAUGUCAAACAGAAACACCACAAUGAACUCAUCUUUCAGAGUGUCAUCCCUCCAAGGGUCCCGUCUGUCUCUGUCAGUCCUGCUAGUGAGACACUAGAGGGCGCUUCAGUGACUCUGACCUGCAGCAGUGAUGCCAACCCACCAGUGGAGAGCUACACCUGGUUUAAUCGCAAUGGCUCAAUAGUUUCCAAGCUGGACACUGGAAAGUAUUACCACAUUGGGAAUGUCGGCUCUGAACACACUGGAGAUUACUACUAUUAUACUGCUUUUCACCUGGAUGUUCACUAUGCUCCCAGAAAACUGUCAGCGUCUCUAAAUCACUCUGGAGAAAUAGCAGAGGGCAGUUCAGUGACUCUGACCUGCAGCAGUGAUGCCAACCCAGCAGUGGAGAACUACACCUGGUACAGGAGGACCACAGCUGAAACAGUGCGUGUGGGUACAGGAGAGAGAAUCAACUUCAAUCUGACCUUAGACAGGGCUGGACUGUACUACUGUGAGGCCCACAAUAGUGUUGGAUCCCUGAAUUCCACUGGAGUUGAAGUUGCUUGGUCUGGCUUUGGUUGGAAGACAACCACUCUCUUGUCAUCUUUAGGUUUUCUCAUAAUCCUCAUCAUGCUCAUAGGCUACGUGUUUUGGAGGAGGAAGAAGGCAAAACCAAGUAACAACCCCAGCAGCUCUGAUAAUAACACACAAAAGCUCAAUCCACUUACACAGCAGCAGCAUGAGCAGCAGGAGAAGGGGUACGCAGCAGUCAACACCACCCAACCUGGUGCAGGCUACCAGAGCCUGAACCCCAACACCACCCAACCUGAUGCAGUCUACCAGAGCAACCUGAACCCGAGCACCACCCAUCCUGAUUCAGUUUACCAGAGUCUGAACACCAACACCAUCCAUCCUGAUUCAGUUUACCAGAGUCUGAACACCAACACCAUCCAUCCUGAUUCAGUUUACCAGAGACUGAACACCAACACCAUCCAUCCUGAUUCAGUUUACCAGAGUCUGAACCCCAACACCACCCAACCUGAUGCAGUCUACCAGACUGAAGACACAUUCUAA
Molecule: messenger RNA, 3103 nt
Organism: Alosa alosa (allis shad)
Lineage: Eukaryota; Metazoa; Chordata; Actinopteri; Clupeiformes; Clupeidae
Product: B-cell receptor CD22-like
Exons: 18
Coding region: 14-3103 (1029 amino acids)
Source: RefSeq, a predicted model, not a curated record